Messenger RNA from Tuber melanosporum (Perigord truffle), 2412 nucleotides. RefSeq lists its product as uncharacterized. The coding region runs from base 752 to 1354 and encodes 200 amino acids. Lineage: Eukaryota; Fungi; Ascomycota; Pezizomycetes; Pezizales; Tuberaceae. The record is from RefSeq and is a predicted model, not a curated record. The transcript is spliced from 3 exons.
CACCGAUCACUGAACUACUCGUACAAAGUCCAAGCUUAAAUGAAGAGAGGACAGCCUUUCCCGAAAAGCAAAUAACACCCUCCCAGCAUAAUUACCUACCUCCUCCUCCUUCCACUACCCCCCGAUACAUACAUAUACCACCGGUACAUACGGUGCGGUAGUCUUGAGAAACAAAAAAGAAAAAAGAAUAGAUCUUCUUUCCUUUUUUUUUUUUACGACCACAUCCACAAUCUACAAGUACUUCAUAAGGCUUCCUGGUUCCACCUUCCUUCACACUCCUCCCUUCGUCAUCCGUCAUCGGUUUACCACUAUUACAGCUACUACUACACAAUUUGCCUUGCAUUUCACAAGGGAAACCAUUUCGACUCCCUGUUUUGGCACCAUCUAGCAAAAACCUGUUGGAUUGCCAUCUUAUAUAUCGCAAUACUGCAUAGCCAUCAAUAAGCCUCGGGCUUAUUGAUUAUAGUCGGUGUUUUCUUCCACAGUCUUCAAAAUUCAGGAAUUAGAGGUUAUUCCGCGGUGUUUACCGUGGUCUUCACUCGUGGCGUCCCAAGGAGUUUACUCGGCAUACUCGCCGCCAUCUACAGCUACGGCGUCAUUCGGAGAAUACUCGCAGUACGGCAGGAUGAAUCAGUAUGGGGAUGAGGAGGAUUGGAGUCAAUUCCCAGUGGGGUGUUAUAGUAACUCGUUAAGCUACCAUGCAACGCUCGAGUCUCACCCAUCGCUAGACUACCCGCUCUCAUUAUCCCCGAUGCCACUACUAUCCUCACCAUCCUACACAGCACCCACAACGACCAGCUCACCACCACCCCCAACCCUCUACACAACCGCGCAGACAAACCCAUUCAAGCGACCGUACCAACCCGACCCAACCCCCGUCUCCUCCCCGCAAGCCAUGCCGCCAACAAAGCGACGAAAGUCGACGAGCAAGGAAGCCUGGACAAUGACAGAAGACGACAACCUCCUGCUACAGCUCAAAGACGAGGAAGGGCUGCCAUGGAAAGCGAUAGCCGGGAAAUUCCGCGACAUGGGCCGAGGCGAGUUUCGAGUCCCCACGCUGCAGAUGCGCUACAAAAGGCUCAAGGAGAAGAUGCGGGUUUGGGAUAUGGAAGAUAUACAAUUCCUGAAGGAGGCAAAGGAGCACGUCGAGAAGCAAAAGUGGGAACUCAUCUCGCAAAAGAUGCUAGAGCUCGGCUGCAAAAAAAAGAUACCCGCCGUUACUUGCGAGAAGAAGUGGAAGGAGAUCUCACCCCAGGCCGGCCCUCCCACCCCGCAACCCUCGCAGACGUCGAGCGUUUGCGGGACCGAAAUGAAGAGGGAGCUGUCUCAGAUAUCUGAUGACGGAUGCUGCUAAACUCAGCACUGGGUUACCUAUUUAUUUAAUAGCUAGAGACUGGAUCCUUUAUCUAGGCUUUUCUUUUUUCCCUCUUUCCAUCCAUCAUCCCCCUUCUAUUUGUCCGCGUCGGUGAUGUGGGGCUUUUCCUUUUCCCAUAUUUAUUCAAUUUUCUUUUUGAGUCAUGGUGGGGGUAGGUCUGGAUAUGGGAAUUGUCACUUUUUUUUUCUUUUCUUGUUUGUUUUCUUUGUGGGAGGGCGCGGGUUGGUCGGUUGGUCGGUUUUAGGGGUUUGUCGGGGCUUCUUUUCUGUCUAUCCAUAUUCUACUAUUUCCAUUUACUUUUCCUUUUUCAUUUCUCAUCGGAUGGGUUGGGCUUUCACGGGGUUAAUAAGAUGGUUUCUCUUUUGUCCUCUUCUUCUAUCAUACUUGCAACUUUCUUACUUGCUUCAACUAUUCCUCCUAUUCCUUAGUAUCAUCACAUCCCUUUUUAUACAGUGUCGGCCUCGGUGUUUUCUGGAUUUCUCUCUUACCUGGGUGUUUUUGCUUUUCCAAACCUUUCUUUCCACUUCACAUUCUAUCCAUAUAUCCAUCUCUUUCUAACUCAGCCUCGAGCAAAAAAGGAAAAAAAGGAAGGAAAAACGGGGGGGGGGGAGACGGAAAAAUGGGGGGACAAAAAAGACAGGAAAAAUGUUACCUUGUAUUAUUUAUCUCUCUUUUUUUUUUUUUUCCUCCACCACUGCUAUCAUACCUUUACAUCAUUGUCAUCAUCAUCAUCAUAAUCAUCAUCAUCAUAAACCAGCAUUUCAUCCCUUUUCUUAACUGUCCUUCCCUCCCUUCCUCCUUCUCCCAUUCCCUAUUAGUUUGUCAAAGCAAGUUCCGCUCCACCCUUUUCAAAACAUUGGGUAAUGUCGUUUCGCAUUUUUUUCCGUUCCACUACAAGAAAGAAAAAUGGGUUAGGACAUCUGCUUUUAUCGAUUCAUUAGUUUAGUAGGUUAGUCAUUCAAGAAUGGAACAGAUGGAGGUCGGGGAGGGAGUCGGUCGGACACAAGAAUAAGAAACGAAGUAACAAGUUUUAUCAA